Molecule: messenger RNA, 2293 nt
Organism: Patiria miniata (bat star)
Lineage: Eukaryota; Metazoa; Echinodermata; Asteroidea; Valvatida; Asterinidae
Product: alpha-N-acetylgalactosamine-specific lectin-like
Exons: 1
Coding region: 100-609 (169 amino acids)
Molecular function (GO): signaling receptor activity
Source: RefSeq, a predicted model, not a curated record
AGGGUUAAUAAAGGGUGCCAUCUCAUCUGUUAGCCUCACUCUGCACAUGCAUUUUGGCUUGUGACAGUCAACGGAGAAGGAAGACAACUUGUAAACAGCAUGGCUUUCGUUCGGGCCUUGUGCUUUGUCCUGUUAGUGGGUUUUGCCGCGGCAUGUCAACCAGACUGCUCGUCGAAGUGCCCACCUAAAUGUCCACCGAUGUGGACUCUCUACAAUGGCAACUGCUACCGGUACUUCGGCACUGGCACGACCUAUGAUGAAGCUGAGAGCCACUGCCAGGAGUUCACUGAAGUCGGCCAGGGUCACCUUGCGUCCAUAGCCAGCGCCGAGGAGAAUAAUCUGCUCCUGACGAUGUGGAAGUCGGUCCGCACAACUACAACAGGCGGCCUGUGGAUCGGCUUGAAUGACCAGGCAGAGGAAGGGAAGUACAUCUGGACAGAUGGAUCAGCGGUUACCUUCACCGACUGGGCUUCAACCCAGCCCGACAACUCCCAAAAUGCUGAGGACUGUGCUCACAUGCGGCAUGAGCUAGAUGGCGAUGACAGAUGGAAUGACAUCGGAUGCAGCAGAGCGUUCGCCUACAUGUGCAAGAUGUCAACUACAAAUUAAAUCGACCCCGCAAUGGAUGACCACGGAGAUGCGUCAGAACAUAAUGCCACACCAAACCUGCAAAGCCCUCGCAAUCGAUGGCAUCGGCUAUGAUCUUACCAAACUGUCUCACCAAACUAACACUCACAAACAGAAUCACUUAAAGGUUGAAUUUCUUUGUAGAGACUGCUCUGCUGUCAGGCUAUACACGGUGAAAAAGAAAUCGUUUUAAGACUUAACCCACUUUGCAUCUUUGUGGCUUCAACGUUUACGAACCUGCAGGAUUCGAGUUUAACAUUUAGUAUUUAGCCUUUGCUCGUUUUACCAGGUGUCCAGGUUUAAUAUUGAGAAGUAUGGACGAAGACCAAACGCAACGGUGAACUAAUCAGCUGUUGUACUUUAAAAGGGUAGGGUAAAUCAAAUAUUCAUUUUGUGCAUUUGGUUUCGUUUAAAGCAAUAAAGGUGUUGAAAAUGUUAAGACGGAACUUAACAACUAACCUGGUGAAAUUUUUAGAGCUGUGAAUGAUGCUUAUUCCAAGAAAACAAUUUUCUAGGAUCUUGGUUUCAAAUCAAACAGUUGCCGAGUCAUGUUUUGCAUUGGGCCUAAAAUCAACGUCCGGGACACGUUUUCAUUCAACCGAUUGCAGCUACGCGAUGUCAGACACUGAACUGACAAAUAAUAGCAACAGAGGGCGCGAGUUCGUCCUGUCAACGUCGGAGCGCACCCAUUCACGGCUUCCACAAAUUACAAACCAACUAUACUAACGGAUAUUUCCAAAAAUACGUCUCUAGACGCAUCUUUGGGAAUGACUUUCUUUUACCCUUUUAUUCAAGAUAACAGUAUGCCCGAAAGAGUGCCAUUACCGUGUCUUUAAACAAAGUAAGCUUUUCAACAUUAAGUUGGUCAUCCGUGUCCGUUACCUUCUGGAUAGCUGCAAAUGAUCUACUCUUACCUUGAACACCAAUGACAUUAUCUCCAUAAAGCAAGGAACCAACGAACUGUGAUGUGUCUCGGAACUACAACGCACAAAGAAUCAUUCAAUUCAAAAUACGAUUCCUCAUGUUACGGACUCCAGCAGAAAUAGCAAGCUGACUAUACUGGACACCUUAUUUUUAAUUUUUAAUUCAUUUACUGUUUAAUUUAUAUCUAAAAUCUUUUUUUUUUGGCUGUUUAAUGUUCAAUUUCUUCUAAGUUUCUUGUUGAAAUUAUCUCCAGGAUAUAAUGCUUUUGCAGUUUCUAUAACAUGUCUUGUUCAUUACGUCAAAGUACAACAAAACUCAAAAGGUGAGAUGUUGAUGGACUAAUUCAAAGCAAAUUGCUUCCUAAAAUAAAACAAAUCCAGUAAAUUUUACAUGACACAGACUAAACUAGGGUUAAUCUUUUGAAACGAGAUUCAUAAGAAUUGAUGUUAAUUGACGGUGCUUGACGUUCCCACCAACAAAUUAUCACUGUAACGAUGACAGGAAAUGUUGAAUUGGUGUCGUGAAAUUUGAAAUUUUACAUUUCCUUUCAUCGUUAUCCCCGAUUGCUGUCUCUCAAUACAAUUUCAAUUUGUUUUUCUUAAUUUGUGCAUUUUACUUUUUGUUUUGUGAUUCUUUAAGUUUGUUUAAUCUUAUUUUCUUUGGUUUAAUUUUCUUUGUCAUCUUACAUGACUGAUCUUCUCUUUCAUCCUGAAUUAUCGUAGAUUAAAAAUGUCGCAUGAAA